AUGAAUACUGCCAAAGUUCAUACUCGAGUUUUGUCUUAAUAGAAAUUAACAAGUAAGAAUUAAAGAAUUAAUGGCUAAUUCAGUGAACCAAAUCAAUUAAGCACAAGCAUUUUAUUAUAAACACAUGAAAAACAUUCUUUUCCAAAAGCCAAACGAUUUCCUUCUGUUUCUAGAGAAUCAUCUCCAAAGAUGCUCUUAUUAUGCGAUACAAGAACAAAGAGGUCAACAUCCUUUGGAUUUGGUACAAAGCUGAUUAAACCUUUGGACAUGGAGAAAAGAGAUAAAUUAAAUCCAGCUCCUGGGGACUAUUAACUUAAGAUUUCUUAAAAUACAAAAUCAUUUUCAUUUGGGAAUAGGUUUGUCAAGAAACAUCGCUAAGAGGUGCCAGGACCAGGGCAAUAUUAGUAUAGACUGCAAUCCAAAACUCCAUAAUUUAGCAUGUAUGAAAAAAUAAUGUACCCUUAUAUAACAUUCAUUAGUGAUAAAAAAGUCUUACCUUAAUAAUAGGCAUCCUUUGUUACAUACAACCCAAAAGAAGCUAUAACUUUGAAUUAAAGAUUUAAUCAGAUUUCCUUCGGUAUAGGAGACAGACCAAAACAAACUUUAAAUGAAUAAGUUCCUGGGCCAGGUUCCUAUUAAUGCAAAUCACUAUUUGAUUUGAUCUGUGAAAAAAGAAAAUAAAAGGGUUCUGCUUGA
Paramecium octaurelia is the source of this 696-nucleotide messenger RNA. The record is from the annotation of a GenBank genome assembly. Lineage: Eukaryota; Ciliophora; Oligohymenophorea; Peniculida; Parameciidae.